UUUAAAUCCCAAAAGAACAAAGCGAAAACAAAAGGCCAAAACACACAUACACAAAACAUUCACAGAUCUAAGAUCCAAAAUCCGAAUGCCCAAUUUCCGUUUCUUCAUCUAAGAGUGUGUGAAUAAUAACAAUAAAGUUUUAGAAGAGAGUAUCAACCAACCAUGUCAAGGAGGCAAGUAACUUCCACGCGACGCUUUGUCGACACCGGAAACUUUCCCUUCGCUGGUGCCUUACAUUCCAAAUCCCGAUCUUCUCCUAUUUUGUCCAUCGGUCUUGUCGUUGUGGGAGCUAUCCUUCUUAUUGGCUAUGCCUAUAGUGGCUCAGGUAAAUUCCGAGGUGAAGCAGUCAGCCGGAUCGAAGGUGACUAUUCAUGCACACUAGAAGUUCAGAGGGCAAUACCUUUUUUAAAGAAGGCCUAUGGUGACAGCAUGCACAAGGUUUUGCACAUAGGCCCUGAUACCUGUUCAGUGGUCUCUAAACUUUUGAAAGAAGAGGAAACUGAGGUCUGGGGCGUGGAACCGUAUGACAUAGAGGAUGCUGAAGCAAAUUGCAAGAGUCUUGUGCGCAAAGGCAUUGUCCGUGUGGCAGAUAUCAAGUUCCCUCUUCCCUAUAGGCCAAAGUCAUUUUCUCUUGUUAUUGUGUCAGAUGCCCUUGAUUAUUUGUCUCCAAAAUACCUGAACAAGACUCUUCCUGAGUUGGCAAGGGUGGCCUCUGAUGGUCUAGUUGUUUUCACAGGUUACCCUGGUCAUCAGCGGGCUAAAGUGGCAGAAUUAGCCAAAUUUGGGCGGCCGGCUAAAAUGCGGAGUUCAUCUUGGUGGAUUCGCUUUUUUGUCCAGACCAGUUUAGAAGAAAAUGAAGCUGCCAUUAAGAAGUUUGAGCAGGCUGCAUCAAAGAGGUCAUACCAGCCAGCUUGUCAAGUGUUCCACCUUAAUCCAUACCACUGAUAUAAGAGGAAUUCAUUAGGAUCAAAUUUCAUUUAUUCCGGUUGUCAUGCAUUAAAGGUGAAGUAAAAAAUAUCUUCAGCUCUCAUAUGAAAUCUAGCCUGUCAGGUAACUAAUUUUGGUAAAAGAGAUGUUGGUAUCACUAGUUUUGUGCCCUUAACAUUACAAACUUGAUAUUUAUUAAUUUAAUUGAUGGGAAAUUUACGGUUAUUUGUUUUUCAUACAUGCAUUUCUAUCUUAUUUUAAUUUGUACCUGUGGAAGUCGUCCAGCUUUGCGUUAGGGAAUGCAGCUCUUUUUACCACUAUUUCUAUUUGUCUUCAUUUUCUAUUUUAGUUCCCGACCUGUCCAGUAGUCUAGCUCUUCAAACAUCCAAUCCUCUCCUAACCAUUUCCUGGAACAAAGCUAAUGCUUUCGCACCCCUUUAAUGCCUGCCCAUACGCCACGUUCAUCGAAUUCCGGGACACUUCAUCUUUACCCUCUCCCCUCUCAUGUAACCCCCGCUUCGCCUCCUCUAA
This is a messenger RNA of Durio zibethinus, 1458 nucleotides long. Its product is annotated as putative pectin methylesterase CGR2. Lineage: Eukaryota; Viridiplantae; Streptophyta; Magnoliopsida; Malvales; Malvaceae. The record is from RefSeq and is a predicted model, not a curated record. Gene Ontology annotation, molecular function: S-adenosylmethionine-dependent methyltransferase activity. Gene Ontology annotation, biological process: pectin metabolic process.